AGGAAAACAGGAAAACAACUUCUAUUGCAGUUUCUUUUUCGGAGACGAUAAAGAUUUGUUUCAGUACAUUAUUCGGAAGUGACAGUUGUUUCUACUCGUAGUUUCUCUUUCUUGUGUAUGAUUUUGUUUCGAAUAAUUCGAACCAGAGCAAGACCACAUCUUCUACGAAGAUGGCCUUCCACAAAACCGCUCCCGGUUUCCUCGAGGUCCAGGAGGUGCCCACUUUCGACCGGAAAAACGUAAAAGUCCCGAAAACCUCCGUCGUGCGCUCGCAUGAAGUCCAAAAGUGGAUCCAGAAGCGCCGGGGUGCACUGGCCAAGCAGAAAGCCGGAGCAGGUUCCAGCUCGAGCUCCUCUUCUUCCAGCACUCCCUUCGGCAAUAAACAAGCUUCCCCGGACAAGAAAAACCUCCAGGCCGGCGAGGAGGGCUUUCUCCGGUUGCUCUGGAAGACCAUCGACUACGACGGAAAUGAGUACAUCGACGCGGACGAACUGGAGCUCAUUGUCGGCGCGAUGCGGUUGUGCUUCUACUCUGUUUUCUAUUUCGGCGAAACGUCCGACCGCCAGCGGUACCGGACGGUGCGCGCGCGGCAGCAGCUCCAGUCGCAGGGCGGAAUUCUAGGGGGCGCGGGCAACGAGGCGAAGAUGCUCGGUUUUUCCUCCAACGUGCCGCUGUUUCUCGGCAAGGACAAGGUUGGCACCAUGAAGGACAUGCUGGGGGCCACCCACGCGCAGCAGACCACCGGCGCGACCAUGUUCGACGCGGCGAGCGUGUUGAUGCAGCAGGAGGGCAGCAAGCCGGCGGGCGGGCUGAAGAGCAGCGGGUUUGCGAAGUUCCGGAAAGCCGCGGCCGGGGGUGCUGGUAAUGAUGCGAACAACAAUGGCUCAUCCCCGAACGGCAGGUCGUCCACCGUUUCCCUAGACGGGAUGGGCACUUCUUUCUCCACCGCGAUGAACGAAAAAGAAUUGACGCCAACCACCUUAGUACCCGAAAACGCCACGGCCAUCAAGGAGCCGCUCGACCCGCUGCCGGACGACGCGGCGAUGGAGAGUCUGCAGCGGAGGCUCGACACGAUUGAGAUCCGCUUGUCCGACAAGGAAAUUGCGGCGAAAAACGCCCACGCGCGGAAGUUCCGGGGGGAGUUCGAGGGCAUGCUGGACGACAUCAACGACGGGGUGUCGUUUCUAGCGGACAAGGCCGAUUUGGGCGAGGACUACCAGACUGAGUUGUCCAACCAACAAGUCCAACGCUACGAGGACAGCGGCGCGGGGUUGGUGGACGAGCUGCACCAGAAAAUCACCUCGGAGGAGAGGAUCGGGGAGAUUUUGAAGGAGCUCUCCUUUCUACGAAUUGCAAAAGUAUCGUAUUCGUAUAAAUGCAUUACAAAUUUCCUCAGCAUGAGAAAUGAAAUUUGUAAUGCGGAUUUGCUUUCAGAAAAAAAUUUGUAAUGCAUUAUGGCAAUACGAGUACGAUACUUUUGCACAGGAUACUUUCGCGGGUACUGCAACGUGAAUGACGACGCGCAGAAGCUGCAGGACCAAUUUAUAACCUGCUCUGGUGUUUUUACAAUCUCAAACGUUACGUAUAGAGUUUGGAAAUCUGUGAUGCAAGAUUGCAUGAUCUAGCCAAGUCUCAUAGGAUUGCGCAUGACAAGUUCCGGAGCCCUAAACCCCAUGACAAUCUGGCGAAAUUUGUAUUGCAAAAAGUGGAAUGCUUUGCGAGUCUUUCAUGCUCAUCAUGCAACACGACAAAUUCCAGAUUCUAUUGUAACGUUUGGGAUUGUAACGUUUGAGCAAGUCAUACAAUUCCCCGGGUUUUUCGACUCGUUCCUUAACAACGUGAUCCUGCAGUACCGCGGCGAGUCGGAGCUGCAGGCGCCGCACAGCUCGGACGGCGGCACGCAGUUGCUGAAGUCGCACCGAGCCAUUUUGGACGCGGUGGACGACAUUCACUUGAAGCUGCAAAAAAAGUCCGGGGAGAAGCCGAUCCUGUGGCCGGAGUUUGUGGACAUCUUGCGGCCCUUGUGCCGCAAGGAGAUUGACGAGGAUUUGAUGUACGCGGCGUUACCCUUGCACCUGCUCGUGCAGGACUGUCUCCGGAAAAAGGAGUUUGCGCGGUUGGGCACGGAAUACAAUUUUCGCACGCAGUAUCCACAGUAAAUUUCCCGUACAUCACGUACAAAUGCCGUUUCUGCAUGGCAAAGCUUCCCUUCGAUCCUGUUCAGCAUGACAAGUUGUCUGCGCUAAGUUAGUGAAAUUUGUGAUGCAUCAUGUUGUACAUGUACGGGAAAUUUGUAUUGCAUACGCAGCAAUACGCGGAGGCGUACAAGAUGAAGUUGAAACGUCCGGUCGAUACCGAUCUUCGGUCCCGCUCCCCGACGAUGAAGACCGGGGAAAACCUCCCGUCGAAGUGGUUCGCCGGGAAGAAGGGUCAAAGAGUGUCGCAGCUGUCGCCACAGCGGAAAUCGCCGGUAAAAGAGUGGGAGAAUUACGUCGAGGAGGAGAGAAUGGCGAAGUUGUUACGGAAAAAGAACAACCGAGAGAAUGGUGAGGACGAAGACGAAACGAUGAUCUCCUCCCCGCCUUUGACCCCGGCGAGCUCGGUGAGACGGUCCCAGUCCCCCUCUUUAGUCACCACGACCACCGGCACCGCCGCGACCGGGUCGCAGGCGACGCGGAACAGCCAGCGAAACAAGCACGUCCUGCAGACCGCGAACGCCAGCUUGCAGCAUCAGUUGUCGAGCCACGAGCCGAGCCUGCAGACCACGCUAACCGGGUCAAAAACGACGAUCACGUCGGACGAGCAGGACCAGAAAAAGCAAGUGCCGGUGGUGGCCAAGCGGCCGUUCCAAACGAUCGCGUUUUUGAAAUUCGGGUCCCGGGUAUCAAAUCAGCCAAUGGGGAUCGGCGGCGGAAAUCAACUUCUGGCGGCUGCUGUUGGUGGCGCAGGCGUGACUAAGAAUGGAAGCCUGCCCGUCGGAGUCUACAAUCGGUCGCAGUCGGAUCUGGAAGAGGAAUCUCAGCAGACCUACUGCCGCUGCUCCUUGCACGAGAAGGACGGCGACAGCUUUCCGCACGGCCCCCCCGUCUUGGCGCGGGGCAUGGGCGCGACGGUGUUCGGUCCGCCAAAAACCUCCUCCCUCGCAACCACCUACCACCUGACCGCGCCCCCCGCGGUCGGCGCGGAGGGGAAGGGGGAAGACCGGCCAGGAAUGAUCGCGCUCUGGAGCUUCCCCGGGUUUCUGGAUUUGUACAAAACAAGAAUGCGAAGCCGACAGGCGUCGUCCUUGUCGGAACGCGGCGUCGGGUCCUCACCGAGUAGAAGCAACUCGCUGCUCGCAAAUCUGACCGGAGGUGGAGGCGGCAAUACGCCCGGAGGAUCUACUGCUUCGCCCUCGAAAAACAGUCCGGUGAAGCGAGGCAGCGCAGCGACAGUGCAGUCUUCGCCCUCUCCCAGCGCGAAUAAGGGCCGAGGGGGAACAGCAGCUUCCCCAGCAAGUAGACCACCCACCGCUCCUGUGGUUGCCCUGAGCAGGCCAAAGAAGCCGAAAGUGCCCUUCAAGGUGCCACCGGAAAUGUCAGGGUCAUCUUCCAAUGCCAACAAUGACAAUGACAACAAUAACGGCAAAAAAUCUUCCUCGAAGGCUACGAAAAGUGCGAAAAAAGAGAAAAAUCCGCCGUUUGUCGUGCAACACUGCAUGAAUGUGUACGGAUUGUGCCUGCAGGCCGUGGAGAUAGUCGGGAAAAGACGGUAUCCAAGAAAAAAACGUUGUUAGUGUAAAUUUGUGAUGCUCAACAACAUGCAAGAUGAUUGCGUCUGUCAUGCUUAGCAUGCGUCGCAGGGUCCAUUAAAGGGCGCUUUCACGUACUAUCUGCGCGUGACAGGUUUUUGCUGUCAUGCCAGACAAAUUUGUAAAUGCUGUUCCUCCAAAAAAGUUACACCUACAAUGUUUUUUUCUUGGAUAGACGGAGAGAUUUGGACACGAGAAACUGGAACGACAUGUUUCAGUCGAAAUCGGACGGCACGGUGUACGCGCUCCGGGGAGAAGGUACUGUAAUAAUAAUAUCGUGCGGACUGCUGCGUGGAUGAACUACAUCGCAUUUCUUUGGUCUUAUAGUUCGUUGCUUCAUCAUCUGCAUGGUGACUCGUUUUUGCAUGGUAGGUAUUCCUGCAACUACAUGUACAGGCAGCGAUAAGCAACAACUGUAUGCAAAAAUACAUCGAAGUGAAGCUGAAGUCGAAACCUUGAUCAACACAGGCCCAAGUUCGUCCCUGAUGCAGUUGAGUUCGGAGGACGGAGUUUUCCUCCCCUUGACCUACAACGAGCAAGUGUGUGGUCCCUGGAGCCGAGCGAAAAACCAGCUGGUAACCGACAUUUGCGGCGAUCUGUUCGUGACCAAACGCAUUCCCCAGCGCACCGCGACCGCAAAACCCUUGCAGGGGUUGUACAAGUGGGGGUUGUUCGUGAGCACGAGCCAAGCCAAAACGCAGGACAACACGUUCGAGGAUUUGGGCCCGGUUUCGCUUGAUUUCGACGAGCAGACGGGGGAAGCAAUUGCGGUAGCGAACGGGAUAUCCUGUGCAAAAGUAUCGUACGCGUAUUGCAAUCAUGCAUUGCAAAUCUUUCUUGUAAGGUAAAUCAGCAUUGCAAAUUUUAUCUCUCAUGCUGAGGAAAUUUGUAAUGCAUUUUGAUUUUCGUUUAUACGAGUACGAUACUUUUGCAAUUCAUACGGGAGCACGCCCGCGUUCGGCAACUUCGGACCCAAAUUUCCGAACGGGGAGCCGGAGCUUAUGGCAUUCUCAAACGUUACAUUCUCAACUGUUACAUGAAUUUGUCAUGCAAAAGUACCUUGAGCCGGCAGAUGAUCGAGCUGCUUCGCAUGACAAAUUUCGGAAGGGCUAGACAGCAUCUAAAUGUGCGCCAAACUUGUAAUGCAAAAGGCGCAAUCUUCCUCCUUUCACUUUUGCCAGUCUUGCAUUACAAAUUCAUGUAACAGUUGAGAAUGUAACAUUUGAGAACUCCAUAGAGCUGCUGCUGCAGUGGGAUCCCCAGACGGAGAGGGUGCUGCCCAUCGGCUAUCAAAAUGAAAAAUCCCCCCACCCCAUAUCAAAACGGAAAUUUGUGAUGCUGAUUUGGGGCCACAAAUCAGCUUUGUAUUGCAGAAAGGCAUUGCGGCCAGAUCCCCAGGCUAGGUAGAGGCGCAUGUGUCUAGCUGUUCAGCAUGGCAAACGCUUCCCCUUUAGGCCCAACAGCAUGACAAAUCGCUUCCAUAAUGGAACGGAAGCUUCUGCCCUUGUCUUCUUGCAAGACAGAUGUGAUUUGUGACCUCAAAUCCGCAACACAAAUUUUUCUAAACUUGCCUUUUCAAUAUGGGGAGGGGGGAUUUUUCCUCUCAAUAUCGGCGGCUGGCGUGGCUAUUUCGCCGUGGAGCACACGGCGAGCCAAUUUCUGACCGUGAUCAGCGUGAAGGACGUCAAGUCGGUGCAGCAGUACCGUGCGCAGGGCGACCCUAUUAAGUUGAAUCCCGUCAUGAAACGCAUCGCGCCCCUGCGCCAAAUCCGGCAAUUUUCCUGCGGACUGGAGUUCGCGGCCUGGCUGGAGGGGGAAAACACCGUGCGGCUGCUUGGCUGCAACGAUUUCGGGCAGUGCGGCAUCAAUCCGGAGCUGGACCACGCGCACUACAUGCACGAACCCCAGUUUCUACCCUUCACGGAGGAAAAGUAUGAGUGCUGAGUUUUGUGCUUUAUUGACAACCGCAGGACAUGGCAGAUCGUACUCGUAGAAAAAACAUGUUGAAAGAUAGAGAUAAACGAAGAAAUGUUGCGCGUAUUGAUGAUGCGAUCGAGGACAACUACGUAAACCACACACAGCCCGCCACCCAGAUCCAUCGCCCAGCUGGAGGUCGGCGCCGAGUUCGGCAUGAUUCUCGCCGCCGGCAGCCACAGCGUGUUCACCUGGGGCCGCGGGGAGGUGGGCCAGCUGGGCAACGGCACCUUCAGCGCCAGUCACGUCGCCGUGGAGAUCACGCGGAAGGUGUUGGACCGGCCUUCCUACGAGUCCCAGGUCGCGGACUACCUGGCGUCCGCGGUCAACUCCGCGCAGGAAAGAAGCUUGCUGGCGGGGGGCGACAACGAGGACCAAAACAAGAACGAUAAUGGUACUAAACCUGCCGCCGCCUCCCCCUCCCCCUCCUCAGCGAACCUGCUGACCUCUUCCUACGCCGACUCCGCGGUUUCGAUCCACGUGGGCGCGCAUACGGUGCUGCUCCGCGCGCCCGAGGUGUGGGCCGUGUGGGGUCGCGUGUGCGAGUUCGACAUGAGCAUCCCGUUUUUGAUGCCGGCGGUCGAGGUGGUCUCGGCCUUGCUGGACUUCAAGGGCUUCUACCGGGAUUCUCCGUACGAUUCCACCGUGGUAAUACCGCCUGGGGCGUCCUGCACAGAGUUGCUGGUCAACGACCAAGGGAUCGUGGUCAAGCGCACCUGUGUGCUGAAGUGA
Molecule: messenger RNA, 6496 nt
Organism: Amoebophrya sp. A120
Lineage: Eukaryota; Dinophyceae; Syndiniales; Amoebophryaceae
Source: the annotation of a GenBank genome assembly